GUCACAGAAGCGCAACCUUCACAUCAAAGGCAAAUUCCUUAGUCUUUCCAUAUAAUGGCGCCUGAAAUAUCGCGGCAACGCCCCCGAAAAGGGAAAACACAACCUGAGAAGAAGCCAGAAGCAGCAAGCGAGUCAGAUUCGGACGAUUCGCAGAGCAACGACGAAGCGCAAGAGCAGUCCGAAGAUUCUGAAGAAAUUGAGGAGCUUCAGGAUGAAGAGAGCGAAGUUGAUAAAGAUGACAUGGAGCUGGAGCUUGAGAAGCUCGUGUUUGGCGACAGCGCUGGCUUUAGAGAGGGUCUCAGGAGCUUUGAUGUGGACAAGAAAGGCUCGGGACUAGACGUAGACAUGUCUGCUGCUACCGAAGACGACGGCGAUGACACUGCUGAACUGGGAGGUCUUGCUGACGGCGAUCUGUUUUUCGUGGACUCUGGUCCUGCGACUCAAGCAGUAAUCCCCAGCGCGCAGGCAGACCUUGGAGCUGCGGACCAAGAUAUCAAAGAGUCGGCUGCUUGGGAAGAUAGUGAUGACGACAGAAUCAUGGUGUCAAUCGCUUCGGUGCCCAGAUUAAGAAAGCUAAGGAUAACAGAAGCAGAGGAUGUUAUUAGUGGGAAGGAGUAUUCAAGAAGACUCAGGAUGCAAUUUGAGCGCUUGAAUCCACCACCUGAUUGGGCACAUCCACCAAAGCAAUCCAAGAGGAGGAGAAAGUCACAAACAGGUGGCUCAGAGACGGAUUCUUCGGACGAUGAGAUGGAUGUAGACGAGGAGCUCUCUGCACAGCCCCUUGCGAAACUGCUUCAAGAUUCAGACGCCCUCACUAAAGGACCGAACGGUAGAAACACCAAGAAACGCAAAUUGGCAGCAGAAAAGAUCAACAUCUCGCGAUUAAAAGACGUCCCUGGCGAGCAACCUUCCUCUAUAUCGUCGCUUUCAUUUCAUCCAACUUAUCCCCUCCUCCUUUCCUCGGGAAUCGCCAAAACAGCUUGGUUGCACCACAUACUCCCGUAUCCUCCCCUGCCGAAUCCUCUCGUCACCUCACUCCAUAUUCCUGGACAACCCCUCGACACAGUCUCCUUCCAUCCCUCACCUACCGACACCCGCGUCUUCCUCUCCUCCCGCCGCCGCCACUUUCACAUCUGGGAUCUUCCCUCUGGCAACAUCACCAAAGCCAACCACGCUCUUUCCACGGACCGCGAACAGCAAACCAUGGAUCGCUUCAAGAUCUCGCCCUGCGGCAAAUAUAUCGCCUUUGCAGGGCCCAUCACAAAAUCCUCGGGCGCAGUAACGAUUGUCAGCGCCAUUACAUCCCAACUCGUCACUCACGCACGCAUCGAGUCCUCUCUCGCCGAUUUCGCUUGGUGGGCCGACGGAUCUGGUCUCAGCAUUGUCGGCACAGGCGGCGAAGUCAGCGAAUACUCACUCCUAGACAGGCGCUUCACCGCAGUCUGGCAGGACGAAGGCGCGCUGCACAUCACCACCAUCGCCCUUGGUGGUCGCAGCGGCCACGACGACUUCUUCGGCGGCGACAGAUGGAUCGCCAUCGGCUCCCGCUCCGGCAUCGUCAACAUCUACGACCGCACCGCAUGGCUGCCAGGCAAGCAGCAGAAACAACAGCAAAAACAAAAGCAACAGCAACAGCAACAUCGACCCGCACCGUCAAAACCCACUGACUCGCAUCCCACCACGCUCAUCCCGCGCCGGCCCACGCCCAAGAAGUCACUAGAUAAUCUGGUCACGACGAUCACGUGUCUGGCUUUCGCGCCGGACGGGCAGGUUCUCGCGAUGGCGUCGCGUGGCAAGAAGGAUGCGCUGCGACUAGUGCAUCUGCCGAGUUGCAGCGUCUUUCAGAAUUGGCCGACGCAGAAUACGCCGUUGGGCAGAGUCACGGCCCUGGCGUGGACGCACGGGAGUGUGCUUGCGGAGGGUGAGGGCGCGGGCGAGGGUCGCGGCACGGGCUUGUAUGUGAUGGCGGUGGGGAAUGAGAGGGGCCAGAUCAAGUUGUGGGAGGUUGGGUUGUAAUUAGUAGUCUUUGUGUCUUGUGUCCUGUGUGUGUCUUUGUUGUUGAUCAUGUUUUAGAAGAUGAUCAGGGAAGACUGACAGGGUGCAGUUGAAAGCCGGCCCUUGAUCACAUGACCGAGAUUGCAUUCACAUGCCUUCCAAGUCAUUGUUCUCAUGCAAGGUACGCGUGAACCCUUUCAAGAAAGCUUGUGAACGUGGACGUAAUUACCUCUAGCUGGAGGUGAGGUUUAUAGUCACGUGUCAUAACUGGACAACGUCCGCAUUGGGGAAUCUAAAUAGUCUACCAUUUUGCACGCUGCAUGCGGCCAAUAUAUAAAACCGAGAAGAAAACGACAUAAAA
Pseudovirgaria hyperparasitica is the source of this 2356-nucleotide messenger RNA. Its product is annotated as WD40 repeat-like protein. Gene Ontology annotation, cellular component: Pwp2p-containing subcomplex of 90S preribosome; small-subunit processome. Gene Ontology annotation, molecular function: protein binding. The transcript is spliced from 4 exons. The record is from RefSeq and is a predicted model, not a curated record. Lineage: Eukaryota; Fungi; Ascomycota; Dothideomycetes; Acrospermales; Acrospermaceae. Bases 55 to 2016 code for a protein of 653 amino acids. Gene Ontology annotation, biological process: rRNA processing.